AUGGAAGGUCAAAAGAAAAGUGGCACCUUAAUCGUCAAGCCGAUCUGCGGAAAACUGAUUAGAGACACCGAAGCCUUUGGAAAGAUGGAUCCUUAUUGUGUUUGUUCUAUUGGAACUCAAAGAUUCAGAACAGUCGUUGCUGAGGAUGCUGGAAAGUUCCCUAACUGGACAGAUUCUUUUGUUUUCAGGCUUGGUGCAGAAUCUUUGCUGGAAUUCGCUGUCUGGGAUCAUGAUUCAGGAUCUGCAGAUGAUAUAAUUGGAGAAGGUGUGCUUCCAUUAGAGGCAAUUCGUAAAAGCCAUCAUUUUGAAGACUGGGUAGAAAUUAAACAUCAUGGAAGAAAAGCAGGUGAUGUCAGAUUUGAAUUGAGAUUCACUGAGGAUGCCGGAUCAGGAGCUACAACUGGGCAGCAUGGAGCACAACAACCAGUCCCAGGCUAUCCUCCUCAAGGAUAUGCCUACCCUCCACAACCUGGCUAUCCACCUCAAGGGUAUCCUCCUCAAGCUGGAUAUCCUGGAUAUCCUCCACAACCUGGCUAUCCACCUCAAGCAUAUCCUCCACAAGCUGGCUAUCCUCCACAAGCAGGCUAUCCUCCACAAGCAGGCUAUCCUCCUCAAGCAGGCUACCCUCCUCAACAAGGCUAUCCUCCUCAAGCAGGCUACCCUCCUCAAGCUGGCUAUCCACCUCAAGCAGGCUACCCUCCUCAAGCUGGCUAUCCACCUCAAGCCGGAUACCCUCCUCAGCCAGGCUAUCCUCCUCAGCAAGGAUACCCAGGCUAUCCUCCUCAAGGCCAUCGCUAA
Molecule: messenger RNA, 798 nt
Organism: Blepharisma stoltei
Lineage: Eukaryota; Ciliophora; Heterotrichea; Heterotrichida; Blepharismidae
Source: the annotation of a GenBank genome assembly